Messenger RNA from Paramecium tetraurelia, 907 nucleotides. RefSeq lists its product as uncharacterized. NCBI's taxonomy places the organism in Eukaryota, Ciliophora, Oligohymenophorea, Peniculida, Parameciidae. The record is from RefSeq and is a predicted model, not a curated record. The transcript is spliced from 4 exons.
AUGAACAAUCAGCCUGUGUAUAUGUCAGUAGAGCAAAUAAAUGCUUUAUUUUAAAGGGAUUCGACGUUCGAGAUGAGAGAUGACCGUAUAAAUUCGUUCUAGAAUGAUUUGAAGAAAAAUGAAACUUGGAAGUCUGAAAGUGCGGAAUGCGAGGAAAACAGACCGACGAAUCAAAGCGAGAGCAUGAUGAUGAUAACGAGAGAGGAGUACCAGGGUCUGCAAUAGGAAUACGAGAGACGCAAAGAUAUGGAGGAGAAAUAUAAGGAGGACAUAAACAGAUUGAUGAGGGAACUCAAAUAGAAGAGUGCAGAACUGGAGAGUGUGAAGAGAGAUCAGGAUAUACUGUGUGAGUAGAAUUAAAGAAGAGAGACCAUCCUCCAGAAUCUGAGAUCGCAAAUACAGGAGGCGAACAGUCGGGAACAGAAGGCGGUGAUAGAGUUGGCUGAGAUGCAGGAGUAACAUCUGUAGAUGAAGCAGUAAUUGGAAAUAGUUUAGCAGAAGUACAAUUAUUUGUAGAAACAACACAAAUUCGAAAUUGAUAGGAAGGAGAAAUAAAUUGAUCAGCUGAAGAGUUAAAUUGUAUCUUUGAAUGAGGAUAAUGAAAAGUUGAAGAAUGAACCUUAGGCAGGGAUUCUCUAUCUCGAUUCUUAGAGGGUGUCGUAGGAGAAGAUUCAAAAUUAGUGGGCACAAUUCAAUUCGAGUGCUUAUAAGAGUAGCAUUUAGUUUUAGAAGGAAAAGCCAGUGACCUAGAUUUAGUUUAAGAGCAACUAUGAUUCAAAAGUCAUUUUCGGAAAAAAGUCUCAAAAUUCAUUAAAAUAAUAGCAAUCAUAAUCUGAUUUGUUGUCAAAAGGGUAAUGAGUUUAAUAUUAUACAUAAUUAACAAUUGGGUUUGUAUAAAUGUAUACGA